AUGACAGCUUGUUAAUCCAGUGCGUUUGCUUCCACACCGCCGCGAGCACAGCUAGAACCAAUAGUAAUAGUCUAAAUAAAUAAAAAAAUAAAAAUUACAAAAAUUAAAUAAACAAGAGAAGAAGUAUCAUCUUCAAGCCGUCGAGCAUUUCUCACAACACGUCAGCAUGAAAGCUAUAAGUCCAGUGAGGUCUUUCCGGAAAAACGGCGCGAGCGUGACGGAGCAAAGCCUCGGAGUGUCUCGGAGCAAGACCCCCGCGGACGAUCCUCUCAGCCUGCUGUACAACAUGAACGACUGCUACUCCAAGCUCAAGGAGCUGGUGCCGAGCAUCCCGCAGAACAAGCACGUGAGCAAAAUGGAGAUCCUGCAGCAUGUCAUCGAUUACAUCCUGGAUCUGCAGAUCGCCCUCGACUCACAUUCCGCGAUGAGCACUCUCCAUCACCCCCGACCCGGCCAGGGCUCGUCCAGAACACCGCUCACCACCAUCAACACAGACAUCAGCAUCCUGUCCUUACAGACACCGGAGUUUCAGUCAGACUUGAUCACAGAGGACAGUCGGACACUUUAUCGUUAACCAGGUGUUUGCUUAAGACGUGAACACACAGGACCCGGGAACCGACCUUUUCUCUUCUCCCCCACACACACUCCUCAAUUUCUGUUCUGGAUCUCUUUUAUUAUUAUUAUUAUUUUUUCCACCCUGCUGAAUGAAGAAUGAAGCUUCUUAAAGGACAAUGUAUGUGAUGUGUUUCUCGGUUCGGACAUUUUAUUUAUCUAAAGACUGUUCUGUUGUUUUUGUUUUUAUUUUUCUUCAAGACGAAGAAGCACUAUAUUCCCUGAAAAGCAAGGGAGGGGGAAAAAAACAACAGGAAUGGAAGAAGAAAAUGUCGCCUUCUCUUAAAUAAGAGAUAGUGGCUGUAUUUGGUGAAGACUGUGUGAAUAGAAGCCGGUGUGCUUCACUUACUGUACAAAGUUUAGUCUGUUUUUUUUUUUUUUUUUUUUUUUCUUCUUCUUCGUCUUCUUCCCCGUCAUUCUUUGGGCACGUGAAGGAUUGGAUGACCAAUCUGACAUGAGUGUGAAACCUCGUGAACUCUCUCUCCGAGUUGUAUCUUGUAUAGUUGCAGACGCUGGGAAAAGUACCACGCUGCAAAGUGUCAUGCUGUAUUUAAUUAUGCUGAAACUUUUUAUAAAAGUAAUUGUAAAUCAUAAACCUUUUUAUAUAAAAAAAAUAAAUAAAUCAAAUGCUUUAUUUGAA
Messenger RNA from Ictalurus punctatus (channel catfish), 1252 nucleotides. RefSeq names its product inhibitor of DNA binding 2a (gene id2a). Bases 167 to 574 code for a protein of 135 amino acids. Lineage: Eukaryota; Metazoa; Chordata; Actinopteri; Siluriformes; Ictaluridae. The transcript has 3 exons. Gene Ontology annotation, cellular component: cytoplasm; nucleus. Gene Ontology annotation, biological process: negative regulation of transcription by RNA polymerase II; cell differentiation; circadian regulation of gene expression. The record is from RefSeq and is a predicted model, not a curated record. Gene Ontology annotation, molecular function: transcription regulator activity; protein dimerization activity.